Messenger RNA from Prunus mume (Japanese apricot), 493 nucleotides. Its product is annotated as SGS domain-containing protein. NCBI's taxonomy places the organism in Eukaryota, Viridiplantae, Streptophyta, Magnoliopsida, Rosales, Rosaceae. The record is from RefSeq and is a predicted model, not a curated record. Gene Ontology annotation, molecular function: tubulin binding; S100 protein binding; ubiquitin protein ligase binding.
UACAACUUGCACCCCUGCUCGGCAUUAUGAGAUGCUUGCGUCAUUCGGCUGGGAACAAAAUAAUAUUGAUGUCAAGGUAUAUAUAUAUCUGAAGGGAGUUGAUCAGGAGAACAUAGAGGGUGGCUUCACGCCUUCGUCCUUUCACAUCAAAGUCCAUGAUGUUGAAGGAAAGAAUUACAAAUUUGCUAUACCUGAACUGCACAAGGAGAUUGUCCCAGGGAGGUGUAGGGUGAUAACCAAGCCUGAAAAGGUUGUCAUCACUUUGGUUAAAGCUUCAAGGGAUUACUGGUUGGAUUUGAAGUUCAAGGAGGAAAGGCCGAUGCCGAUGCCAAAUUGGGAUGAAGAACCAGAUCCUUUUGUAGGAGCCAUGGCCAUAAUGAAGAAUAUGUACGAAGAAGGGGAUCCAGAGAUGAAAAGAACAGUUGCCAAAGCAUGGACUGAAGCAAAAUUCGGGAGAAACCCCUGAUUCAUCAUCGAAGAGGUGUUCAAUCAA